ACAUCUAUAGGCCACAAUACACAACGUUCGAACACCAGUGGUCCAUCUGAGACACCGUGACAGCAAGCAAAGAACUAAAGGCAAAAAGGUCCAAGUGAAUGUCUUCAAGUACUGCAAAGCAUCAUGCACCACCGACUACUUUGACUGCAUUACAAAUGCACCAGGUCACAUUUUUUACUACACUGAACGUAAUGCACCACAACACUUUUUACUAUAUUGAACGCAUCACAAAUGCACCAAGUCACUUUUUUUACUACAAUGAACGUAAUGCACCACAGCACUUGUUACAAUAUUGAAGGCAUCACCAAAUGCACCAGGUCACAGUUUUUACUAACACUGAACGUAAUGAACUACAGCACUUUUCUCUCUCUUUUUUUGUAUAUGAAUGCACAAUGCACGUGGUCACUGCUUAAAUGUUUAUACCUUGAACACUUCUUCUUCUCCUCCUCACAGCGACGUUCUUGGUCCGCCGCCCGUUCUCGUCGCAGUCGGCCACCUGGUGCGCCCAGCCGCAGUUGUACGUCUCCGGGUUGUAGACGGAGCCUCCGCUGCAGGAGUACAUGGUCGGGUAGCCGUUGUUGCACUUGUAGUAGAUGGAGCAGUCGGUCUUGUGGCGGCCAGUGUACGAGUCGCAAUCGGGUCUCAGGUGUAUUUGUCCACAGUUGCCCAGGGUUGGGUUGAAGAAGGUUCCCCCAGCACAAAGCAUCUUGGUUGGCAUACCGUUGAUGCACCAGUAAUACAGACGGCAGUCAGUCUCGUGACCAUAGAAACCGUCAUGGUAUGGGCACCGGAAGUUGGUGUGAGUCGGCACCCUGUGGUGAUCUGA
Molecule: messenger RNA, 826 nt
Organism: Gigantopelta aegis
Lineage: Eukaryota; Metazoa; Mollusca; Gastropoda; Neomphalida; Peltospiridae
Exons: 2
Coding region: 386-826 (146 amino acids)
Source: RefSeq, a predicted model, not a curated record